ACAUCUCUGAGCCGUGAUUUGAAAUAAGAGCAAGGCAGACUGUUGCCUCCCUACUCCUGACUUUUAAUAGGCUAGAAGAAAGGUUGCAAAACUUGACAUUGUUUUAGGAAGAGUCCCCACAGCAAAAAAUAAAGGAAAAUGAGAGAGAGAAACUUAGCAGCUUGUUUAUACGGAAACUGCUGAUGGAUUUUUGUUUUUACUUUGAAAUUACACUGUAAAUUUGAAUUCAGAUUGUUUCCUGCUGGGUGGAUAAUGGAAUUCUAAACAUGAGGCAGAUAGCCGAUCAGCUUCCCUGGAUUUCGCUGACGACACAGGAAAGCUUUGCCUGAAGAUGGAAACACUGGAGUCGGAAUUGACCUGCCCUAUCUGUCUGGAGCUGUUUGAGGACCCACUGCUGCUGCCCUGCGCUCACAGCCUCUGUUUCAACUGUGCGCAUCGCAUAUUGGUCUCCCACUGUGCCACCAACGAAUCAGUGGAAUCCAUCACUGCCUUCCAGUGCCCUACUUGUCGUUAUGUCAUCACUCUCAAUCAACGUGGUCUAGACGGACUGAAGCGCAACGUCACCCUGCAGAAUAUUAUCGACAGAUUUCAGAAAGCUUCAGUGAGUGGGCCCAAUUCUCCUAGCGAAACCCGCCGAGAGCGGGCAUUUGAUAGCAACAGCAUGUCAUCCAGUGAAAAAGUUCUCUGCCAGUUCUGUGACCAGGACCCUGCCCAGGAAGCAGUGAAGACCUGUGUCACUUGCGAGGUGUCCUACUGCGAGGAGUGCCUGAAAGCGACUCACCCGAACAAGAAGCCAUUCACGGGCCACCGUUUGAUAGAGCCUAUUCCGGACUCUCAUAUCCGAGGAUUAAUGUGUCUAGAGCAUGAGGACGAGAAAGUUAACAUGUACUGCGUGACUGAUGACCAGUUAAUCUGUGCCUUGUGUAAACUGGUUGGACGGCAUCGUGAUCAUCAGGUGGCAGCUUUGAGCGAGCGCUAUGACAAAUUAAAGGGGGGAAUGGUGGAGCAGCACUCCAGAAGUUCAGAUGCUUUCCCAAGCCUCUCGUCUAAAAACUGGACUAAAAGUCUCAUGCAAACAGGAUGUCAUGAGAUUUCUGUUUCUGGCUGGCAAAAUUUGGAGAAUAACCUCACGAACCUUAUCAAGAGGAAUACUGAACUGGAAACUCUUUUGGCUAAACUCAUUCAAACCUGCCAACAUGUGGAAGUGAAUGCAUCGCGACAAGAAACGAAGCUGACAGAGGAAUGUGACCUGCUCAUUGAAAUAAUCCAACAGAGACGACAAAUUAUUGGAACCAAAAUAAAGGAAGGGAAGGUGGUGAGACUGAGAAAACUGGCUCAGCAGAUUGCAAACUGCAAACAGUGCAUUGAACGCUCUACAUCUCUCAUCUCUCAGGCCGAACAGUCUCUGAAGGAGAAUGAUCAUGCACGCUUCCUGCAGACGGCUAAAAAUAUCACUGAGAGGGUCUCCAUGGCUACUGCAUCCUCCCAGGUGUUAAUCCCUGAAAUUAAUCUCAAUGAUACUUUCGAUACUUUUGCACUUGAUUUUACCAGGGAGAAAAAAUUGCUGGAAUGCCUCGAUUAUCUUACAGCUCCUAACCCUCCAACCAUUAGAGAAGAGCUCUGUACAGCUUCCUACGACACAAUCACUGUCCACUGGACCUCAGAUGAUGAAUUCAGUGUGGUCUCAUAUGAGCUGCAAUAUACCAUCUAUACUGGACAAGCUAAUGUAGUUAGUUUAUGCAACUCAGCCGACAGUUGGAUGAUUGUUCCAAAUAUCAAACAAAACCACUACACAGUGCAUGGGUUACAGAGUGGCACUAAGUACAUCUUCAUUGUCAAGGCCAUUAAUCAGGCGGGCAGCCGAAACAGUGAGCCUGGCAAGCUGAAGACAAACAGCCAGCCGUUUAAACUGGACCCCAAGUCUGCCCACAGAAAGUUGAAGGUGUCCCAUGAUAACCUGACAGUGGAGCGUGAUGAAACCUCUUCCAAAAAGAGCCACACACCCGAGCGAUUCACCAGCCAAGGGAGCUAUGGAAUAGCUGGAAAUGUGUUUAUUGACAGUGGACGGCAUUACUGGGAAGUGGUUAUAAGUGGGAGUACAUGGUAUGCAAUUGGUAUUUCUUAUAAAACAGCACCAAAACAUGAGUGGAUCGGAAAGAAUUCUGCCUCUUGGGUGCUUUGCCGUUGUAAUAAUGCCUGGGUUGUGAGACAUAACAGCAAAGAAAUUCCUAUAGAGCCUGCUCCUCACCUCCGUCGUGUUGGGAUUUUGCUGGACUACGACAAUGGUUCCCUUGCCUUUUAUGAUGCUUUGAACUCUCUACACCUUUACACUUUUGACAUAACCUUUGCACAGCCCGUGUGCCCCACAUUCACUGUGUGGAAUAAAUGUUUGACAAUUAUAACAGGCCUGCCUAUCCCGGAUCACUUAGACUGCACUGAGCAGCUUCCGUGACUGCUAAAAGCAAAAGGAUAUAAUGUCAGCUUUCCAGUGGACUGCAAAAAUACUGCCCACAGGAGCUAUUUGAAUAUGUGGCGUGCAAAACAUCCCUGAUGAUUUCAGCCAGAACUGAAAGUGGGUAUCUCUCUUUGCUGUGUAUUUUGUAUUAAAGGGCAAGAAAUGGCUUUAAUAAUUUCUCAGAACUAUUUUGUAUUUAGUCUCUUACAGGAAGAUUUAUAAAUUAUUUAUAUACAGAACUCCCCAAUUUGGCUAUUUGGAUUACAAUUCAUUGUUUUUGCACAUAAAGGGCCCCAUUCACUAAAGUUUCGCAAGACUUUUUUACAGUUUUAUUUUACAAGGGACAACUAGCAGGAAUUUUGUUUCCUGGAAACUGUGCAGCGGACACAUUGAUAUACUGUUGAUCUUACAUUAAACUCCAAUCUUAUUGUGUGCAACAUCUCUCUACUUCAGUUUUGCACACCGGAAUGUGCAUACCAAAAAAAUGAAAUAAAAUAAACAAGGAAGGAAAUGGAGUUAUCCAGUACAACAAAAGAAGAAGGGUUUAUUUACUUCUGUUCAGUAAUAGGUCUGCAUGUUAAACUUAUUCACAUAUGGACACAAGAAACAUAUGGAAUACCUUCUAGAAAUGUCAGUGGAUAAAUCAUCCGGUGAUUCUAACCCUAUCAAUGCUUCACUUUUGUCUCUGGGAAGUGCAGUAAGAUCACCGAGGAUUUGUAAGACUGAUAUCAUCUCAGAAAAUCAGCAACAUUGGAGCAGCGCAACCAAUCCAAGGUCCUACUAUAUCCUAAUUUGAUGGGAAGAUUUGUCAUUUAAGGUUCCAUUAUAAUUGGAGAUGGCUUAGUUCUGACAGUUGAGGUGUGGGUGUAUAUCACUGAUUUUUACAGGUACACCACAACAAUCCAAGCCCAUACAUCUGAAAUGAGAGAUGGCCUACUUACAACUGAUUUUAAACUAAAUGCAAGAGUGUCAGUGUAUCGCACUGUAGUGUAUCAAUAAAGAGGAGCAAAGAUAUCUGGUAUAUGGAUGUUGCAUUGAGAAGCACUGUACUAAAGUUCAUCAUAAAAUCAUCCAAUGAAACAAAGAAUGUGUAUUGUUGCUUUGGGUUGUUUGAAGGGAUAGAGUUCUCUUUGUGAAUGAGGGGUAAAUGACAAAUUUGCAGCAGUGACAUUAGUCUAUCUGAGUUUCACCUGCACAUACGGGAUCUAAGUUAGCCCUGGUGUUAGGGGCUGCAAUUCCACUGAGAUAAGUAGAAGCUGUACGCACUAUAUCCCAAAACUGAAUUUUGCCCAUUAAGUUUUUAAAAAAUGAAUAGGGCCCUUUGUGAUUAUUACAAUAUUUCUGCAUAAAUGAUCAGUUGGGAGAUUCUUAAGAAAUAUUUGAAAUGUGGAAGAUGGUAUGAUGCCUUUUAAAGAUGUUCCUAGACAGACAGUGAAAAGGGUUUUGUUGAUAAUAUGCAAAGGAUGAAAACCUGCCUUCAUAGAAUAAGGAUAAAUGGAAUACAAGCAUAAUGAAAAGGUUGGCUCAGUCAUUUUAAACCUUGCUUUGGGUGUCCUUUGAAAAUGACACUUUAAUGCACUUUGUUCACCAGUGGGCCCAAAAUGAAAGGGUCUCAAGCUUGGCUUCAGAUUUUUUAAAUAUUGACUCUCCAGGUACAAAGAUGUACUACAGUUUGCCUUAUGAUAGUGAUAUGAAAGAAGCUUAUGAGGAGGCUAAUGAAUACAUGACUACAGGUUUUGUUUAAACAGAGAUUAAUUACUGCUCAUGUUCCUUUGAUUCUCUAUACAUACCCUGUUUACUGUGGAAUGAAUGAGGAAAAGUAUCUCUCUAAUAGUAGGUUGGUUUCAGCCAUUUUAUCGCUUCCUGCCAUGACAGCGUUCCAUUGUUUACAGAGAGUAGCCGCUGACCUUUUCUGAGUUGACAUAUGUAAGGGAAAAUAUGUACAUACUCGAUGACAGUGUUUAUUCUAAUGUCUAUGAUGAUAUAGAAAAGGGCCCCCCAAGAACUUAAAAAAAGUCUGAAACAGUGUUUUGUGUAACCGAAUGCGACAUUACCAGUGUGACUUGAUGUACUGUGUUCAGCUGAUCUGGCCUUGACUGUUUGAAAGGCAAUUGAGAAAUCAACAACGUUAAUAUACACGGUAGACUGAGAACAAUUUCUAAAAUAAAAAUGGUAAAAAGGUGUUGGGAGGGAAGAGAGUGACAACAUGGGAUGGACGUCAACUUUCUGCCUAGCAGAACAGAGCAUGUUACUACAAUAUACAUGGCACCACCCUUUGUCAUAGAAAUAUUAUUAAAUUGAUCUGGAAGCUAAUUUCAGAAAGGGGCAAACUGACAACAGUUCAAUAUUAGAUCAUACAAGGCUUACAGAGAUCAAACUGGAUUGAAAACAGUAUCAUGGAGGCUUUUCUCCCCCCUUUUUUUCCUUUUAAACACCAACCAUGCAUUUAAAGGUUGACAAUUGGUUUUGGCUGAGAGGAAAAAAAAUGGUCUGGUAUCUACAAUAGUAAUCCUUAGUAUGGGAUUUAUAUUUCAACAGUGAGUACUUCAUUUUAAGCCAAACCACAUUCCUCGAAUGGACUAUUAAUUCUAUCAGUGCUCUUUGUGCAUGUAUGUGUGUAUAUUAUAUAUGUAUAAUUAAAUAUAUAUGUAAUUAUACAUAUAUAAGUACAGAUUAAUUGGCAAUAAAUUAAGUGUCCCACCAUCCCUUUUAGCUUAUUAUUUGAACCAUUAUGUAGUCUGUAUGGACUAUGAUUGGGGAAACAGUUUGCUGUGCUUGGUAUUUGUAUGGACAUUUUCAAAAAUAAAAAUCUGUUUAUUUUACAGUACUUGAUUCAAUGCCUGAUUAUACAAUAAAAACAUCCAUUUCAAAACUUG
This is a messenger RNA of Mauremys mutica (yellowpond turtle), 5331 nucleotides long. RefSeq names its product midline 1 (gene MID1). Lineage: Eukaryota; Metazoa; Chordata; Testudines; Geoemydidae. The transcript is spliced from 11 exons. The record is from RefSeq and is a predicted model, not a curated record. Gene Ontology annotation, molecular function: protein binding; zinc ion binding. The coding region runs from base 332 to 2452 and encodes 706 amino acids.